Messenger RNA from Sardina pilchardus (European sardine), 3226 nucleotides. Its product is annotated as ankyrin repeat domain-containing protein 61-like. The record is from RefSeq and is a predicted model, not a curated record. The transcript is spliced from 3 exons. Bases 685 to 2472 code for a protein of 595 amino acids. Gene Ontology annotation, molecular function: protein binding. NCBI's taxonomy places the organism in Eukaryota, Metazoa, Chordata, Actinopteri, Clupeiformes, Clupeidae.
UGUGCAAAGGGUAGAUAAGUGCUGCGGUAUAGCCUAGGCCUACUUCAAAAAUAUACUCGAUACGCGCGUAAAGUUGCGCAAUACGCACGUAAAUUUGCACAAUAUUACAACAUAUUAAGAGAGUUGUUGGGACACGCAAGCAUAAUAUGCAAAUAUUCUCCUUCAUUAAAGGGAUAGUUCGGGUGUAAAGACACGAAGUUAUAAAGGUUCCCUGUCAGCAACGUUGUGCAUCAGCACUUAGGCUACCCCCCGACAGCGUCCUGUGAGCCUAGAUCCAGCCGGUUUUUGAUGCUGAAGAAAGUAGCCUAGUCCGGCAAGUUGCUGUCACUUGGCACUAUUUUUCUCGAUUUCUAUCACUGCGGGUGGACAACGUUUUUGUAAUGCAAAUGUGUCACUGUAUUUAACACAUAUUGUUUUGAGGUGACCCCACCCCAGCCAAUUGGCCCGACUACUUUCGUCAGUAACAAAAUUGGACAGAAACUCACGGGACACUGUCGAGGGUAAUCAGUGUUGAUGUAGCCUACACUGGUGGUGGGGAUGCCAUAGAGUUUGAUGCGUAAAAACCCGAACUAUGCCUUUAAUUGAAUUAUUAAUUAGUUGUCUGGAGAAGACCAACAGAAAUGCGAUGCAAUUGACGAAUUACGCAUCAUUCAAAACGUCAAAGAAUUUUCGACGGCGACACGGAUGACAAACGAAGGCAUCAAGUAUGGACUUGGGUCUGCAGAUACAUUUUACGAGGCAAUCAUGACAGAAAACGUUGAGUGUCUAAGAAAUCCUGAAAACAGGCCUCUAGUCUGUCUGCCUUUAAACAAUGUAAAACGGAUUGGUUUCACUAAUCAGGGACUUGCUAUCCUGCCAGUCCACCUUGCUGCUACAUACAGAAAAGUGCAAAGCCUGGAGGUCCUUCUGGAUGCCGGUGCCAAUCCUGAACUGAGGGACCAACGUGGUCGCAAUGCACUGCAUCUGGUUAUCACUCACUGGCCAAACAUUGUGCCAGCUUGGCCCAUGCCCCGUUCAAAGUUACGGGUAACCAUGGAGACCAUGCAGCAACGGGCUGAGGACUGCCUCCAAGUGCUUUGUGAACAUGGUGUGGAUCUGAACGCCCGGGUCAGCAAUGAUACCCAGCAAACUGCCCUCCAUCUUGCUGUGCGGUAUGGUGCCCUUCCUGCAGUGGGCAUACUGGCUAGCUGUGGUGCCAAUGUCAACCUUGCGGACAUGGUUGGCAUGAUGCCACUGCAUAUGGCAGCAGGUGUCCUCCACACCGAAAUCACCACCUGUCUCAUUGAGCUUGGUGCAGAUGUUAACAGAACAUUAGAGUCAUCUGGUAACACCCCACUACACAUGGCUGUUCGGGCUGAGGCCAGCAGCUUUGCCGACACCCAGAGCAACAGCCUUAGCUGUAUUACUGCAUUACUAGAGGGUGGUGCGAAGCUAGAUGCUAUGAACCUCGCCGGUCGGACACCUCUCCAUGAGGCUUGCAGUGCGGGCAGGGAAGUGGUGGUGGACGUCCUCCUCCAUUAUGGUGCCGAUAUCAACAAGCUGUCCACACGUGGAGAGACCUGCCUGUUCCUUUUCCUGGAGCACAAGCCAAACCUGAGUAACACACGACUGCUGGGAAAACUUCUCUACCUCACCUUGCCCUUAAAACUAACCAACUCUCAAGGUAUCCUCCCAAAAUGCCUGGAGCUGCCUGAGCAUGCCAAGCAGAGAAGUCAAUUGAUACAUUUUGCAACACAGCCUCGUGACUUGCAGAGCCUCUGUAAGAUCAGAAUAUACCAACUCUAUGGGGAGGAUGACAAACCCACACUCAGUGAGUUGCUGCCUUCAAAAAUAAUUGACUUCAUCUUUGAUUACUGGGAAAACCCACUUGAAAUAGACUUUACCAAGAACAUGGAAAGUCCAUUGCCUCGUUUUCAGUUCUAUCCAAAUUUCAUUCCCCAACAUUUUCCAAAUGUUCCUCCACGGUUUGACGCCCGACACAACUCAAAUACGCAACCAAAUUUUCCCAGCAAUCCCCCAAAUUUCCAGCAUAUUCCCCGAAAUCCUCCUAACUAUCCACUAAACGUCCCAAAUACACCACGAGAUUUUACAGCACAACAUGUCUCAAACACCCCACAAGGUGUCCUAAACAUUCCACCAAAUUUUCCAAACCUUCAGCAAGAAUUCCAUGACAUCCUACGAAAUUUAACUAUACAAGGUGUCCCACUCCCUACAAGAGGUGUCAUACCCCCCCAACAAGGUGUCGUACCCCCUCCACGAGAUGUCGUAUACCCUCCACGAGGUGUCCCACUCCCUCCACGAGGUGUUUCAAACCUGCGGCAAGAUGCCCCAAAUAUACCACGAGGUAUACCAAACAUUCAACACGUUGUCCUCCCAAACACUCCAUCAAGUGUGCCAAACAUUCCUCAAGGUGUCCCUAACAUUCAGGGAGGUGUGCAAAACAUCCAACGAGCUUUCCAAGACACACUAUGAGCCUUCCCUAGCACGUUCACCUUUCUCUAAUAUUCCCAAAGCUCUGGUUUCUCACACGGAACCUCACAUUUUCCAAGGAUUCCAGAUUUCACAAACAUCAGACAUUUCAAUAAUGAUUGAGCAAAACAUUUUGAGGUCUCUUUGAAACUAGAUGACCCAAAAUAUCUCCACACAUCUCAAUCAAGGUCUAUCAAAGAAGUUCUUAUGGAUGGGCUGGAUAUUUGCUUGGCAAUAAAAAUAAUAAUAAUGGAACUUACCUUGAGGUCUCUGUGCAUAAUUCCUUUAGAAUGGAUGUAUUGUACUCCUUCCAGGACUUUACGUAGUAUAUGAAACAGUUGCUCUGUGGCCAUGGAUCUGUGUGCAUCUGAAAUGAGAAAUGAGUUUAACCAAAAACAAAUGAAUGAAGUAGUCAUCAUUCAUUUCAAUGUUUCCAUUUUUCUCUGUCGCUUUGGUGCAUUUCUUAGAUCAGAGCUGAAAUUCUCCAAACUUAUUGCUCAGCCCUCACAUCAUCAAGACACUUGUGCUCAUCAUAGCAAAGCAAUUUCAUGCUAUUUUUAACAAACAUCAAAUGCUUUGGCACAUCUAUGCUAAUGUCAUGCUAGUCAAAAUACAUGAUACAGGUUCUCUGUUGAAUGGUCCUUCCUCAAGUAAAAGUAUACAGUAUAACUUAAACGGUCCCCUUUGACUGCUGAAAAUGAUAAACACCGAAAGAAAACUGCAGCUCUUUCAUAGCAAAAAGGCUAUAGAGUAAACU